Messenger RNA from Rattus rattus (black rat), 2076 nucleotides. RefSeq names its product cytochrome P450 2J3. Gene Ontology annotation, cellular component: cytoplasm; intracellular membrane-bounded organelle. NCBI's taxonomy places the organism in Eukaryota, Metazoa, Chordata, Mammalia, Rodentia, Muridae. Gene Ontology annotation, biological process: xenobiotic metabolic process. The record is from RefSeq and is a predicted model, not a curated record. The coding region runs from base 270 to 1778 and encodes 502 amino acids. Gene Ontology annotation, molecular function: iron ion binding; oxidoreductase activity, acting on paired donors, with incorporation or reduction of molecular oxygen, reduced flavin or flavoprotein as one donor, and incorporation of one atom of oxygen; heme binding. The transcript has 9 exons.
GAGAAGACUGGGUAAAAAUGAAAGAGCUCUUGGGGACAAAGCUUUAUUGCGGCUUAGGGAGCAGAUAAGCAAAUCGAGCCAAAGGGGCUGGAGUGAACAGAGCUGGGCGGAGGAGUCUCCAGGGAACAGAUGGGCGGAGCCCUGGAGGGACCAGGGGUUUUUAAUCACAGGGCUGGCCCAUUCUAGGAGCUACAGGAAGUGGCCCUGGGGACCUGCCUCAGCCUCAGUUCAGAUUCUCAUUUCCCCGAGAGCCUGCUCGAAUAUCAGCCAUGCUUGUCACAUUGGGUUCCCUAGUUGGGGCCAUUUGGGCCGCGCUCCAUCUCCGGAUUUUGCUGCUGGCUGCUGUCACCUUUCUGUUCCUGGCUGAUUUCCUCAAAAACCGGCGCCCCAAGAACUACCCGCCAGGGCCUUGGCGCCUGCCCUUAGUGGGUUGCUUGUUCCAUUUGGAUCCUAAACAGCCACACCUAUCCCUUCAGCAGUUUGUGAAGAAAUAUGGGAAUGUUUUAAGCCUGGAUUUUGCUAACAUACCUUCAGUGGUUGUAACUGGCAUGCCCUUAAUCAAAGAAAUCUUUACUCAAAUGGAGCACAAUUUUUUGAAUCGCCCUGUCACUCUUCUCCGAAAACAUCUCUUUAACAAAAAUGGAUUGAUCUUCUCCAGUGGCCAGACAUGGAAGGAGCAAAGAAGGUUUACCCUGAUGACACUGAGGAACUUUGGACUAGGAAAGAAGAGCUUAGAGCAGCGAAUACAAGAGGAGGCCUACCACCUUGUGGAGGCCAUAAAAGAUGAGGGAGGACAGCCUUUUGACCCUCACUUCAAUAUCAACAAAGCAGUCUCCAAUAUCAUUUGCUCUGUUACCUUUGGGGAGCGCUUUGAGUACCAUGACAGUCAGUUUCAGGAGAUGCUGAGGCUACUGGAUGAGGCCAUGUGUUUGGAGUCAUCAGUGAUGUGCCAGCUCUACAAUACCUUUCCAAGGAUACUUCAGUAUCUUCCUGGAUCACACCAAACACUUUUCAGCAACUGGAGAAAACUGAAGUUGUUUAUUUCUGAUAUUAUUAAGAAUCACCGGAGAGACUGGGAUCCAGAUGAGCCAAGGGACUUCAUUGAUGCUUUCCUCAAGGAAAUGGCAAAGUACCCAGACAAGACUACUACAAGUUUCAAUGAAGAAAACCUCAUCUGCAGUACUUUGGAUCUUUUCUUUGCUGGUACAGAGACAACAUCCACUACACUGCGCUGGGCUCUGCUCUGCAUGGCCCUGUACCCAGAAGUCCAAGAAAAAAUGCAGGCUGAGAUUGACAGAGUGAUUGGCCAAGGAAGACAGCCAAACCUGGCAGACCGAGACUCCAUGCCCUACACCAAUGCUGUCAUUCACGAGGUGCAGAGAAUAGGCAACAUCAUCCCCUUUAAUGUUCCCAGGGAAGUGGCAGUUGACACCAAUUUGGCUGGAUUUAACUUGCCAAAGGGUACUAUGAUUCUAACCAACUUAACCGCACUGCACAGGGACCCUAAAGAGUGGGCCACCCCAGACACCUUCAAUCCAGAGCACUUUUUGGAGAAUGGACAGUUUAAGAAGAGAGAAUCCUUUCUGCCAUUCUCAAUGGGAAAGCGAGCAUGUCUUGGAGAACAACUGGCCAGGUCCGAGCUGUUCAUUUUUAUCACUUCUCUUAUCCAAAAAUUUACCUUCAAGCCCCCAGUCAAUGAGAAGCUUAGUCUGCAAUUCAGAAUGUCCGUCACCAUUUCCCCAGUCAGUCACCGCCUUUGUGCAAUUCCUAGGCUGUGAUGUCGAAGAGGAAAGUAUGAAGAAAUUGCAUCUGCAUGGAAGACACUGGUGCCUGCUCACAUUGAGGGGAUAGAAUUAAAGGUGACUGAGGGAGUGUGUGCAAUGAGACUAAGGAAAUUGAAUCAAGCUAUGGGUUCAUUAAGUAGAAAGCCACUUGUGAGCUCAAUGGCACAGCUUCACGACUGACAUCUUGCAGAGAAAAAUGAUUCUUCCAGAAAAGAAAAUGAUUACGUGAUCAUGGAGAAUGGAUUAAGUGACUAUGUAAAUCAUAAAAACGAUCAUAAAAUUUAUACCUUUA